CGACGGGCGCACGACCGGAACAAUGGCGCUUGCACUUCUCUUCGCACGGAGGAAGAUCGUCUUUCAAAGACGUUCUUCUUCUGACGGCGGCAGCGAUUUGCGCAAGAGACUCUCUGUGUGAGAGAGAGAGAUAGGUUUAAGGGGAAAAGCAGAGAGAGAGAGAGAGUGAGGGGAUGGUUUCGUUGAUAGGGCGGACCUCUUUUCUUUCUCUCUCCUUCUUCGUCUCGAGAUUCUUCAGAGAUGGAGGGGCGAUGAGCUCGAAUGCAGGGAGGAAAAAAGACACUGGUAGUGCGGCCGGCGACAUAACGAUGAUGACGUGUGGGAGCGCAGCAAAACAAUACUAGGUGGACUGAGUUCGAAUGUUGGGAAUGAGACAGAAACGGCAUUCUGCUCCUUCUCCUCCUCAGCCACUGACAUGUAACGUGAUUUGCGCCGCUGCUGGCCGAAGGGUCACGAGGACUUUUCACUGACCUGCUGUUGCUACUACUGCUGCUGCUGCUGCUGCUGCUGAUGAUGCCACCCUUCUAGAAUGCGAAGUGCAUUGCCGAACCCCGGUCACGUUGCUAUGCAGUCUAUGUAGCUCAAGACGUAAGGAAUUAGAGAGUCCAUGUCUCUUCCUCCUCCUGUUCACUCCCUCCCUCAAGUCCUCGGGCCUCGGAGUUAGUGGGCGAGGGAGGAGGAGGAGGAAGAAGAAGAAGAUCCUAAAGGAAGAGGAAUAGCAGGGAAAAAGGAUGUCCUCAGGAGCCAUUCAGCGAGAACCAUCAGGAGGUGUCCAGGGAGGAGGCCCGUCGUCUCAAAACUUCUAUUCCGGAGCCACUCUUGAGGCCGGUCAGCCGUGCUCGCAGAAGGAGGUACAUCUAGCUACCUUAGAGUCCUUGAAGGAUGAGAUCCUUGAACUGUCCUCCAGAUUGAAUGUGAUCUCUCAAGAACGUGAUAUGUUGGAGAAGACUCUGACCGUUACCCAGCUAGAAAAAGUUCGUGUGGAACGUGAGAGUGAAGACAAACUAGACAUACAAGCAGCCAGGUAUGAGGAGCGCCUUACCGAGCUUCAUUCCGUCAUUGCUGAGCUCUCCAGGAAGAUUGAUCAGCAACGCAUAAAUGUCAUUGCUGAGGAGGAAGCAGCUGUUGUGGAAGAGUAUUCACAUUCGGAACUUUCACACGAUCAACAUGAUGCAACAGACUCAACGAGUGAGGCUGUGGACUCGGAGGACCACAUGGAAGAGCCUCGUGACCAGACUGCCACUGAUGCUUCCACUUCUUGUGAUAUAGAUGACCGGGCUGUAGAGGCUGGUGAAGGUAUAGCUGAUCUGGAUGUGAGUGAAUGCCCAAGGGGUAGUGUGGAUACUGGCAGCUGUCGGGCAUCUGGAGAUGAAGAGCCUAGUAGGUCUAUAGAAGCUUUAGAAGAAGAAGUUAGACUUUUAAGAGAGGAAAACACGGGCCUACAGCACGCAUUAGCCUUGGCUCAACACAAUAGUUCGACCCACAGGAAUGCAUUGUCUGCCAUGACUCAGGAAAGGGAUACCCUCUGCAAAAAGUUAAGAGAGUACCAACGAAUGCAACCAGCCAUGCCUCCUCAAGCAGUCCAGGUAGCUGAUGCUGUGACCGUGAGAGGACUGAGAGGAAGCCCUUUAGCACCCUAUACUUCCACUUCCUGUGGCUCUGGACUGACUGGAUCAGUCCCUGGUGGCUCUGGGCCAAGUGGUUCUGUUCAGGGAACAGUUUCACCAUCACCCUCCCCUCAACCUAUGGAUGGCCCUACGCCAACUAAAGAUGAAACUCCUAUUAUUUGUAAAUUAGCUGAGAGAGUAAGACUUAAAAAGGCAGAAAGUGGUGAUUUAAGAAUCACAGGGAGUGAGUUGAGCAGCGUAGGAAUAUGGACAACUGCUGUAGCUGAGCAAUUAGUGGCUGGUGUGCAGGAAGAAAGUGAUGCUCAAGAACUCUAUCAUGCUCUUGCCACAGCUGGUGGAACCCUAGCCCCUCAUGAAAGGCUUAAGGAAUUCGAAGUUGAAAUUGAAAGACUCCAUGCUAAAGUGGACCAUCUGAAAGCUCAGAAUGAUGUGCUAGCCAUCACUCUCAGUGAAUCAAAAGCGCACUGUGAUCGUCUGAGUAUUUUAAUGGGUAAAUAUGAAUCCAACUCAGUGGCCUUACAGCUAGCUGUAACAAACUUAGAUCAGACCAUAGAGUCGUACGAGGUAUUGGUGGCGUUACUGGAAAGUGAAAUUGGAUUAUUAUUGGCCAGUUGUAAGGCUGCAGGUGUUGGUGUAAAGUCAAGUGGAGGUGGUUCAGCAAAUGCAGGAGGAGGCUGGAACUUUGGAGAUCAGGAGGAUCUUGCUAUUCUGGUAAGGAGAGCUCAGGAGCAGAGGAGAUCAACGGAAAAUGUUGCACGGCAUUUGUUAUCCAGGUUGGAAAGGGCUGGCUGUAAUCAAUCUGACACUGAAAGCUGGAAUGAAAUAGGAGCAAGUAAUAAUACAAGUGCAAUUUCUUCUAUAUCUAGUGGUGUAGAAUCAGAUGUCAGUAGAGGCGAGGAGCAGCGACUGAGAGAGAUCAUAAAAAGAUUGCAAGACGAGCGAAGUCACGUAGCAGCUUCCAUUCUACCUCUGGAGUCUGUGCAUUUAGACCCUCUCACGCAGCAUUAUCCACUAAGUGUUCAUGAAGCUCACAAACUGGACUUAGAAAAUGCAGUAUUGAUGCAAGAACUGACUGCCAUGAGAGAAGACAGAGCAGAAUUACGAGCACAGGUGUAUUUGCUGGAACGUGAGAAGGCUGGGUUGGAAUUACGUGUUGGAACGUAUGAAGCUCAGGCAGCAGCAUAUUGUGCUACAAUUGAUCACCUUCGAUCAGAGCUUUCUAUUGCUCGCCCUAAUGGCGAACAGGAAACUGAAGGUGAAGGUGACAGUGGGGUAGAUUCCUCUUCUCCAGAAAUAAUGGAGGCCCUGCGUCGAGAACGACAGCUCAAAGCUCGCGUGCAAGAUCUUGUGACAACUCUCGAGAAAGUGACCAAAAACUCGGAAGCUAGGCAUAUGCAGUCUCAAGAAUUUAUCAACGACCUUAAAAAAGCAAAUGGGGCGUUAUUGACCGCUGUUGAUCGACUGAAAAAGAAAUAUGCACUGAAGGUGAAGAGGAUGGAGCAACAAAUGAUGGGCAUGGUGGACCGACACGCGCAUCAGGUUCGUAUCUUGAAGCAGAAGAUAGCUUCUCUUGAAGAUGAUCCCAACCACCAAACCCCUCAGAUGAUUUCAACGGCCAGUGAAACGUCGCUCUAGGGAUGCUGCUUCUCUGUCUUUUCCAUUGAUGUUGAACGAAAGGACGAGAAAUGUAGCCACAACGUCUUAGGUUUAAGUGAGAAAGGGAUGUGUGCCAAAUGAGAAAAGGGGUCUAUAAGUUACUACCAUAAAUUGAGUUUAUUAAGAAGUUACGUACUCUGAAUAAAUAUAUAUAAAUAUAUAUUUGGAUUAGUCAUAAAAUAAACAUUAUAACGACUGAGAAAGAUGGCCUUCAAUUUUCGAAACGCUGCAGCAUCUGUUUUGCAUAUUUUUCUUUUACAGUGGAACCAGUAGAAUUAUUUGCAAUAAAGCAUCCAUAUGUAAAAUAGACAUGUACAAUAGAUAGAUUUUUACUGUGUUGGUUAAGAGGUUAUAGAAUAUAGAAAAAAAGCAGUCUAUGAAACUUUGAUUUAUCUGAGGAAUUGUUUUUUUUAAGGUGUCAUAGUAACUUUUGAUAUUUUAUUAACCUGGUCUUUGUGGAGUUCCUGUACAAUGUAAAGAGCUUUUCCAGCGGAAAUGAUCUUUUAUUGUCAAGUGCAAGACGUCUGUCUGGUCAUUCAUCUUGAGGAAAGGAAAAAAUCUGUUAUUGUAGGUCUUUCCAGAUAACAAACUUUGUACCUUACAUUAUAGUCAGUAAAGCUUCCCUUGUAAUCAGGGAUGCCUAAUACUACAUAAACAAAUAAAUACAAAUACAAAUACAAAGUCCUUAUAACCAAAAAGAAACGUGUCAUGUACAGCUUCCUCCUUUUCCCAAUCAAUUUUAGGCCUCUCGAACUAAUGUUACAUUUUAAUGUUCUUGUAAUGCCAAACUCUGUUCUUUUUCCAUAAAUGAAUAUGUAUAAAUAUGUAUCUACAGUACUGUACUUACAAAUGUGGUAUAUAUUUGCAGUCAUAUUUUCUAAGUGCAUGAAAGGAAUGUUUCAUUUUGUGAGAGAACUUUUGUUAUUAAAGUAUUACUACUCAGUCAUAGAUUUAUGUCUUGACGAUCAAACUUAUGUUCCAGUGAUUCUGAAUAUUUGUACGUAUAGAUCAAUAUUUUUGUAGGAGCAGAAAAUGAAACUUUGUCAUUGAGUUACUGUAGAUAAGACAUGGUCAUUUUUAUUUUAUAUAGGAAGACGUUAUAGUUGCUAUGUACACAAACACUCGUAGAUGAGAUUGGUGAAUUCCAGUGGGCUGAAUGGAUCGAUUGACUUAAAAUAGAUAAUAAAAACUUUCCUUUAAGGAGAAUGAUCCAGUAAAUCGGUAAUGAUGUAUAAAAGUCAGAAAUACUCUCAUAUGAAUGCCAAAUUUCCUCAGACGAAACUGUAUGAGAUUUGUACUCAAAAAGUCAUAAAGAAUAUCAAAUAUAAUUUUUGUUUCAUAAAAAAAUUUAAUUUUACAAUAGCCGUAUUUGAGUCAUUACAGCAAGCCUAACCUUAAUCUAAAUUUAAUUUUAAACAUGGUACCUAUGUGAUUGAAGUUAUGGAUAAUAAAGGGUGUACCCUUUGUCAUAUACAAAGCAAA
Macrobrachium nipponense is the source of this 4766-nucleotide messenger RNA. RefSeq names its product colorectal mutant cancer protein-like. The transcript is spliced from 13 exons. The coding region runs from base 732 to 3263 and encodes 843 amino acids. Lineage: Eukaryota; Metazoa; Arthropoda; Malacostraca; Decapoda; Palaemonidae. The record is from RefSeq and is a predicted model, not a curated record.